AUGAUCACGUCGCCGCGAACGCCUGGAGCGCGAACGUUGUCGUUUGGACAGUGGGCGAGAGCGGCAAAGGCCCGAGCACUAACGUUCGAGGCGGUACGGCUUUUGAAACGUCGACGAGGAGCAGUGGUUUCGGCAGUGGCAAUGGUGGGGCAGCUGUUUUCGGCGGCGAUGAUGCUCGUUGUGUGGGUGGCGGCAGCGGCGGCCGUUGGUGCAUCCGUGUUGGUGUAG
This is a messenger RNA of Gongylonema pulchrum, 228 nucleotides long. NCBI's taxonomy places the organism in Eukaryota, Metazoa, Nematoda, Chromadorea, Rhabditida, Gongylonematidae. The record is from the annotation of a GenBank genome assembly.